Leptopilina heterotoma is the source of this 1127-nucleotide messenger RNA. RefSeq lists its product as uncharacterized. The record is from RefSeq and is a predicted model, not a curated record. NCBI's taxonomy places the organism in Eukaryota, Metazoa, Arthropoda, Insecta, Hymenoptera, Figitidae. The transcript has 3 exons. The coding region runs from base 538 to 1104 and encodes 188 amino acids.
GACCAAAACAGUCGUUAGUUUUGAAAUGGGCAGAUAUAAUGAAGUUUAUGAGUGCUGCGUCGGACUUCACAUAUUUAGCUGCAAAGGUUAUCCUUGUUUUCAGAAUUUGUGGUGCUUUAAGGUGUGCUGAUCUUACUAAUAGUAAGGUGCAAGAUGUUGAAGAUCUAGGAAACAAGUAUAUUGUUUCAAUCAAUGAGACAAAGAACGACGUACCUCGCCAAUUCAUCAUCGGAGAACUUUUUUAUGCGACCGUUAAGCAAUACACUGCCUUGAGACGAAGUGAUAAUUUUACUGAGAGAUUUUUUAUUCAAUUUCAAAAAGGAAAAUGUCAUCGUUAUUGGUCGGAAUAAAACAGGAGAAACACCUCAAGGUAUAGCUAAAUAUUUAAAUUUGACGGAUCCGAAAAAAUACACAGGACAUUGUUUUCGACGCACUGCAGCUACUCUCGCAUCUAACUCAGGUGCAAAUGUCACAUUGCUCAGGCAAUUAGGAGGGUGGAAAUCGACAGCUAUAGCACAAGGUUAUGUGGAAAAUUCGAUGGAAAACAGAAAAAGAAUUUUUGAAAGAAUAACCCACAAAGCAGUAUCGCAAGCUCAAUCAAAUCCAACGUCUAGUAAACACUGUUCGACUAAAGCAGUCAUUGAGGAUAAACAAAAUCACACAAAUCCAGCAGUUGAUUGGAAGGAUAUGUUUGAAAAUUUUGAUGUAACUGAUGAGGAAUUAAAUACAAUUGAUAAAUUAAAUAAGCCAAAAGUUCCUGAAUCAUCGGCACCUUAUUUCACUACUGCGAACAAAAAGAAAAUACACAUUCCGCGCGAUAGGCCGUCAAAAUCAGCUGAGCAUUUUACAUCAAAACCACCACUUCGACUUUCUUUUCAUACUUCACAAAAUGAACCGCCGUCUAAAAAAAUUAAAAUUGCAGAAAGUGAAACAAGUAGACAGACAUUACAAUCUACAAUGGAUCAUCAAGAAAAAAAUAUUAAUUUGAUUUCAGCUCCCAACAAAAAUUCAUUUGUUAAGUAUGAAAAUUGUGUUUUUCAUGGAAAUAUAAUAAACAAUUUUUAUUGUUCGGGAACCGAUUGUAAAAAACAAGAAAAAAAAUAAGAUGUAAUCUUCGCAAUACAUAC